Daucus carota subsp. sativus is the source of this 851-nucleotide messenger RNA. Its product is annotated as membrane steroid-binding protein 2. The transcript is spliced from 2 exons. Lineage: Eukaryota; Viridiplantae; Streptophyta; Magnoliopsida; Apiales; Apiaceae. The coding region runs from base 121 to 663 and encodes 180 amino acids. Gene Ontology annotation, cellular component: endomembrane system; membrane; endoplasmic reticulum. The record is from RefSeq and is a predicted model, not a curated record.
ACUGCUGUAUUCGCCUCGAUUUCACCGACAGUCCACUUUAUUUAAAAAUUGGGCAGAGGUGUAAGAAAACCACCUACCAACAUUAAAACCCCCUCCCUCACACACACAGACACUUCUGCAAUGGGGUUGUACGCGACGGUGACGGAUACAAUCAGCUACUACACCGGCCUAUCUCCGGCGGCUUUCUUCACUAUUCUCGCACUUAUGUAUGUUGUUUACAAAGUCGUUUGCGGCAUGUUCGUCGCCGCCGAUGAUUACAGGGCAGUCAAACGCAGCAACGACUUUGUUCUCCGGGAGCCUGUUCAGUUAGGCGAUGUUACUGUUGAGGAAUUGAGAGCUUAUGAUGGCUCUGAUCCAAACAAGCCCUUGCUCAUGGCUAUUAAAGGUCAAAUCUAUGAUGUCUCUCGCUCCAGGAUGUUCUAUGGUCCUGGAGGGCCAUAUGCACUGUUUGCUGGUAGAGAUGCAAGCCGAGCUUUAGCGCUCAUGUCAUUUGAGUCUAAAGAUCUAACAGGAAAUAUAGAUGGUCUAAGUCCUGAUGAGCUUGAAGUUCUGCAAGACUGGGAAUACAAAUUUAUGGAGAAGUACAUGAAGGUUGGGCAGAUUGUUUCAGAAAAAUCAAAAGCUGAGCACACUGAAGAUGAGGACAAAGUGCAUGAAAACUAAACCGCAGAAGAAACUGGAGCACAGUAGAAAGCUUCUAAUUAUCGCAGGCUUAUGUUAAAUUUGUACACCUAUGUGGCUUGAUUUGGAACCUUUUUUUCCUUUUUGUAAAGAAAACCCCUGUAACUGAUGUACUCUAAACAAUGGAAAACUAAUCAAAUUAAUAUACUUGAAACAUGUAUAAUUUAGUA